Messenger RNA from Acipenser ruthenus (sterlet), 5724 nucleotides. Its product is annotated as long-chain-fatty-acid--CoA ligase 4-like. Gene Ontology annotation, molecular function: arachidonate-CoA ligase activity. The record is from RefSeq and is a predicted model, not a curated record. Gene Ontology annotation, cellular component: endoplasmic reticulum; plasma membrane; lipid droplet. Bases 541 to 2670 code for a protein of 709 amino acids. Lineage: Eukaryota; Metazoa; Chordata; Actinopteri; Acipenseriformes; Acipenseridae. The transcript has 17 exons. Gene Ontology annotation, biological process: long-chain fatty acid metabolic process; neuron differentiation; long-chain fatty-acyl-CoA metabolic process.
GCUGUGUAGGAGAGAAGCUGGAACUCUAACAAGACGGCAGAAAGUGUAUAACUUGCUGUUUGCUUUAUAGUUAGCAAUCAGGUGCUGUAUUUUGAAACAAAGCGGUCUGUGCCAGUCAUCAUUGAUCAGCCUUUCCUACACACUUGAGCAGGUUUUAAGAAGAUAACCAUAAAGAAGAAGCACUACCAGGAUCUCACCAAUUGCAGUUGAACUUUCUGAUGUACUGUUCUGUAUCUAAAAAAAGGAAACGGGUAAAACAAAGAGUCUGUGCUAUAUUUAGCCUUUCAUAAAUACAGCAGUACGAUUUCUCUUUAGUACUAAACUUAGUGAGGUUAACUGCUGCUGCUGCUGCUGCUGCUGCUGGUGGUACUCGUAACUGCACUGCUACUAUAUCUGCCAUCUGCUGUUGCCUUUGUCGGUUAACAACACCACGGACCAAACUAUAGAAAGAAAGAAAACUGGAGAGACACACACUUCAGGCCCCUUGUGUUUCUUGAUCUUGCUGCUGUACUUCAUGUAAACAGGAAAAAAAAAUCCAUAAUGAUUUUCAAAGAAGUCCACUCCAUUGUCUUGUUCCCUGUGUAUCUAUUAAUGUGGCUGUACACUGCCCUUACCUUUGUCCCAUGGUAUUUCCUUACUGAUGCCCAAAAGAAACAGACCAUGGCAAAGCGGAUAAAAGCCAAAGCCACGUCUGAUAAGACGGAAGGCCCAUAUCGUUCUGUGGAUCACUUCGACUCGCUCGCUGCGAUGACUUUCCCUGGCAUAGACACUUUGGACAAGCUGUUUAGCCAUGCAGUGGAGAAGUUUGGAAAGGCUGAUUGUCUUGGGACCAGAGAGGUUCUGAGUGAGGAAAACGAGAAGCAGCCAUCUGGGAAAGUUUUUAAAAAGUUAAUUCUGGGUGAAUACAAGUGGCUUUCUUAUGAAGACGUAGAUGCUCAGGUGAAGCACUUUGGUAGUGGUCUGGCUGCUCUAGGGCAGAAGCCAAAGAGCACCAUCGCCAUCUUCUGUGAGACUAGUGCAGAGUGGAUGAUUGCAGCUCAGGCUUGUAUCAGAUACAAUUUCCCAUUGGUGACUCUGUACUCCACACUAGGAGAAGAUGCAGUAGCAUACGGUCUGAAUGAGUCUGGAGUCACCCACCUCAUUACUAGUACAGAGCUUCUGGAAGACAAACUUAAGUGUGUGCUGUCGGAGCUGAAGAAUCUAAAGCACAUCAUCUGUGUGGAUAAAAAGAAUAUCAGUAAAACGGGUUAUCCGAAGGAGCUGGAGGUUCACAGUAUGGAAUCUGUGCAGGCGCUGGGAGCCAAACCUGACAACUUAAGUGUAGAACCUUGCAGACCUGUCCCCACGGAUCUUGCUGUCAUCAUGUAUACCAGUGGUUCUACCGGCCGUCCCAAAGGUGUCAUGAUCAUUCACAGUAACCUGAUAGCAGGGAUGACAGGACAGUGUGAGAGGAUACCAGGACUUGGCCCAAAAGACACCUACAUCGGUUAUCUGCCCCUGGCCCACGUGCUUGAAAUGACUGCUGAAAUGUCUUGUAUGACGUAUGGCUGUAGGAUAGGAUAUUCCUCUCCACAGACUCUGUCAGACCAGUCCACUAAAAUCAAGAAGGGAAGUAAAGGGGACUGCUCUGUCCUGAGACCAACCCUGAUGGCAGCUGUGCCGGAAAUAAUGGACCGGAUCUUUAAGAAUGUAAUGUGUAAAGUUCAGGAGAUGAAUUAUGUCCAGAGAACUCUUUUUAAACUAGGAUAUAACUACAAACUAGAACAGAUCACAAGGGGAUAUGAUGCUCCACUCUGCAAUAUGCUGCUCUUUAACAAAGUGAGGGCCUUGUUGGGGGGCAAUGUGCGGAUGAUGCUGUGUGGUGGGGCCCCUCUCUCUCCAGCCACUCAACGCUUCAUGAACAUCUGUUUCUGCUGCCCUGUGGGGCAAGGCUACGGGCUGACAGAGACGUGCGGAGCAGGAACCAUUACAGAAGUGACAGACUACAGCACUGGCCGCGUAGGGGCUCCCCUAAUCUGCUGUGAAAUAAAACUGCGAGACUGGCUUGAAGGUGGCUACACCAAUAAAGACAAGCCCAACCCCCGUGGAGAGAUUGUGAUUGGUGGACCCAAUGUUACAAUGGGAUAUUUUAACAGUGAAAAAGUCAGUGAAGACUUCUUUGUGGAUGAGAACGGGCAGAGGUGGUUCUGUACAGGCGACAUUGGCGAGAUUAAUCCUGAUGGCUGUCUGCAAAUCAUCGAUCGUAAGAAGGACCUAGUAAAGCUACAAGCUGGAGAAUACGUAUCCCUGGGAAAAGUAGAAUCAGCUUUGAAGAACUGCUCACUCAUCGAUAAUAUCUGUGCAUAUGCAAACAGUGAACAGAAUUAUGUAAUAAGCUUUGUGGUACCAAACCAAAAGAAACUGACCUGGCUCGCUGUCAAAAAAAACAUUGAAGGAUCAUGGGAGGAGCUCUGUAAUAAUCCAAUCAUGGAGGGCGAAGUGCUGAAGGAGAUUAAAGAAGUAGCGACUUCAAUAAAACUUCAGCGUUUUGAAAUCCCAGUAAAGGUUCGAUUGAGUCCAGAACCCUGGACCCCGGAGACAGGUUUGGUAACGGACGCCUUCAAGUUGAAGCGAAAAGAGCUCAAGAACCAUUACCUCAGUGAUAUUGACAGAAUGUAUGGAGGGAAAUAGAGCUGCCCUCUUGGGGAAAGGACUGGGCUGGACUAUGAGUAAAGUUCUGGUUAAAAAACUAGCAAAAGCGAUUACCCUUAAACUCUGAAAUAUUCACUGAAGCUCUGCGACCUGGUGGCAUUUUCAUUCUGAAAUGAAAUAUUUAAAUGUUAUUUAUAGAGCCGUCUGGAUUCAAAGGGGCCCUGUGUCGCUCAAUUCACACUAGAUACAAAACACAUUUAUUGUAAAAGAAGUUCAGUUGGCCUCAUGUGUUUUCAGAGUGCAAUUCUUAAUGUCAUCGUCCUUUUAAAUGUAAAACACAAAAUGGUCCGAGUCAAGUGAAAGACAACUGUUUUAAAACUGUUCUAUCUGUUGGUUUUGAUUCAUUGUGGGGGAGGGGACGGACCUGGUGAGAUACUAUUUUAAAACUGCCAUUCAUUUUCUAUGUUAUCUACACACGUCUUUUGUAACUGAAGUAAUUGAACUCUUGAUUAAUGUUGUAUAUGAAUCUUCUGUACAUUUUGCAAAUAUGUUUCAGCGUGUAAAAAGGGAGUAGGUAUUCCAAUAGCUGAUCCACAGACAGAGUCGUUAUUUAAUUGACCAAAACAUUUCAGUGUAGUGAUUGGUGCGGAGCUGUGUGUUGGGAGAUUCUUGGCAAGCUUAAAAGAUCCUGAUGUCUGUCUUUUUUAUGGCACUUCCCUGAUUCCAGAUGAAAAACAAUGUAUGGCAAUAUACCAUGCCUGCGUUUAAGAAACAAGGUGUUUGUUAAUAUAAUUCAAUUCCUCUCAAAGACGUAGCUUUGUGCUUAUAGCUCUCAGACUUGAUUUAACAAUGCUUAUUCACAUUAGUGCAAAUGAUCAAAGGUUAUCCAAAUUUUAUAUAUAUUAUUUUGAGUGUCAUGCUUUAUUUCACCAAUAGUUCCAAGAAACAAACUGGUUUUGUGGGUGUGGCUAUUUAUUUAUUUAUUUAUGAGCAUUUAUUUAGAUAUUACCGCACGGAACCCUAAUACGGAACCAGUACAGAUGAUAUACGUUGCACAUUUCUUCUAAAUAUAUACUGCAUUUGCUAUAUAACAAGAAAAAAAAAACUAUUGGUGAAGAGUAUUAGUGUCCAGUCUUAAUAUUGCAUCACUCAAAUUGAAACUUCAGAGGUGGCCAUUUUCAAUGUCGGUAUCUGUAGCACCUAUUUUUUAAAAAAAUGUUAACAAACUGUGUAUGUUUAGAAACAGAUACAGCAAAAGGGGUUGAAGAAUUUUGACAAAACAGUAAAUUCAGUUGCAAUGUUCUGUUUAAAAUAAACUGAGAAAUUAUUUCAGAGACUAUUGGUGGCAGUAUUUUUCUGGACAUCUGGGUGCUUUGUUUUGUGUCGGAUACACUUACAAUCAUGGCAUCUGUAUUGUGUUGAGCACUGGCCCUUUCAAUCAGGGACUAAUUAUGCUCCUGUGGUCAAUAUAAUCUUACUGAAGAAAAUGACAUGUUAUUAUCUCUUACUGAAUUAGCAAUAUUAUCACUGCCCUUUCUUCUGCUCCGCGAACGAUCUGGUUAUUCAGAUUAAUAAAACACAGUGCUAUGGCAUUCCUAAUACCAGAUCACUGCACUUGGAGUUAAUCUAAGCUAUUGUACUACACAGGAAAUGAAUAUAUUAUGUUGUGUAAAUAUGCAUAGCUGCAUUAAAAUAAAACAAACAAGGGAAGAAUCACGAGAUCUUCAGUAUAACAUGGAGACCAUGAUAAUUUUUGAAAUACUAUAAGAAACUUCAUAAAUUCAAUGGCUAGAAGUCUUUCUCAGUCUUCAGUGAUAAUGCUGGUAGUGCAAAUAAGAUGAUGAAUUUUAAAGUCUUUGUUAUCCCCCCCUUUUUUUAAGAUUACUUCAUUUCUUAAAAACAGAUUUAAGCCAAGAUAGAAAUCUUCCAGCUUUCACUGUGCACUAUCCCUACAUUGUACAUUGUGUAAAAACAAAUCUUACCAUUUUUAGUUUUGCACUUGUCCUCUCACUAUUGCCUAAUAUGCUGUAUUAAUGUAUUUGUAAUUGCAGGUUUAGUUAACCAACUCUAUAUUUGAAAGUUAUUUUAUACAUUGAAAAACAGUACAGCUGGGUUAUAUCUAUGCUGUGUGUGUGUGUGUGUGUGUCUGCGUGUUAGUGUUUUGUAUAUUGCUAAGCAUUGCUCAGACUUUCAAAAGCACCAUUUGUUUCUGCCGAUACAUUUGUCCAUAUGUUCAUUAAAACCUGCUUGCAUGUAAGCUAUUGCUUUCUUCAGCACAGUUGCUUUAAAUGGCACAAACCAUUAUUACAUUUAAAACCCAAUCCUUCAAAGAUAGCUUCUGUAGUUUUUUUAAUAUAAAGAAUGUAUUUUGGAGCAAUGGAAUAUGAACAAUUCAAUUUUCAACAAAUCUUUUGCAGUACAAUGCAUCGAUUUAUUAAUUCGGCUCUUCCAAAUCAUAAAUUACAAAAACAAAUUCCUGAACCCUCCUGAAGAUUCUCUCAUCGUUUGGGCAGUGAAUCAAAUGAAAUGCGUUUUAAUGUUGAAAGUUUGUAUGCAAAAGGCCAAUUUUUAGAGGAUUCAGAAGCAGUAAAAUAUUCCUAAUAAAUUGUUAUUACAGAACAUUCCGUCUUUUAUAAUGAACGUGUUACUUGAACGUGUUUGUUUGGAUAAUAUUAUGUAAUCGGGUUGCACAAGGAAGAAACAGACCAGAAGAUCAAACUUUUCAGUGGUUAGUAGCAUUACAGCCAGGUAAAAAAACAAAAGUUUGAUGCAUUUUCCCAUUUUGUGUGUAAUAUUCUGCUUUAUGCGACAAUUGAACACAAGUACACUGAUGAUGUGGCGCUCUGUUUUUUUAUUGGAGUUGUGUAUCUAGUGUAGUGCAUAGUAAUUCUUAAAGUAAAAGCUUUUUUCAUCAAGCACAUUUUUAUGAACUGAUGGCAAAAUGUAACAGAAGCAAUGUCACAUAGUUUACAUGGGUAACAGUUCUGAGAGAGAGAAUUAUGUAUUUUUAUAAUUUAUUUAAAGUUGUACAACACUUGAAACAAAGAUAACUUGUGUGUAAGAUCUUGCAAUAAAAUAAAUAUGUUAACAAAA